UCCUCCGGGAAUAGUGCCCCUCGCCCCUCUUCAUUAUUUCUCCCAUUGUCGUUUACAAGAUUGUAAACAAUUCGUUCGGAGGAAGGAUUGAGAGGAAGAAUGCGAUUGUCGUGGGUCAAAGGGAGGUACGCGCUUUGCUUACUAAUUCUGCAAAUAAAAUUGACGAAUUCGCGGACAUCUUGGCGUUUAAACGCCGCCGACAAGGUCGUGAAGACGACCGAUUACGUGAGCCCGAUCGAGGAUGAUCCGAUUUUUGAUAUUCUCGCAAACGGUAUCAUUAUUAGCAAUGGUCAGAGCUGGAGCAGGACUGCGACUCUGGAGAAACAUGAGAAAGUGCUCUACUGUCAAGAGUGUAAAGCUUUCGCUAGUCAGGAGAGACGACUCUCGUCAUUCGUGUUGAAGGACACAAAAAAUAUCAAUGAGUCCUUUCCUCUGUCUUCGCAAGUGUCAAACGAGCUAGUGACAUGCACCUCUGGCCAGCAGUGCGACAAUAUAAUAUUGGAUUGUGGCAAGCCAGUAAAUUUUACCUAUUAUGAUAAUCUGAUUGGUGUGGCAAACAGGAACAAGCACCCAUUGGUACCAGAACCCAAUGUGGCACUCAUGUUCAAGAAAAAUGGUGGCAAAACUAUUGAUGUUGAUAUUGACUUGUUAGAAAAACGCUUGAAAAAAGCAAAGCGAGAGAAACCAAAAUCUGUCCAACUGUAUAAUCAAAUAGGAAAUUUUUGGCGUAUUAAAGGCGAUGCACAGAGAUCAAUUGAGUGCUUUCGUAGGGCACUUGCAGUAUCUCCGCAUAAUGCAGAAGUGCUCUUGAACUUGGCUAGAGUAUUACUGGUACAACAUUACUUGGAUGACGCGACAUAUUUAGCUAGGCGAUCGUUAGAGUUGCAACCUCCAGAUCGCAAUGCAUGGGAACAAUAUCUUACACUUGGACAAAUAUUCAAAGCAUAUGGACACUUUCAAGAAGCAGCUGUUCAUUUGCGUCACGCGCUAGAAUUAAAACCAGACCUUUCUGACGCUGCCGAUGCGUUAAAGGAAGUUGAAUCGUUGCCGGCUGCGAGUAUACAUAUCUAUACGUUGCUGAUUAUCAUUUGUUUGGUACUUGGUGUACUCUUGGUUGUGUUGAGCAGUGUAGAAUGUGACGAGGAUUCAACUCUAGUCAGUGGACAGCUUCAGCGUCCGGUACAACGACAUUUUAGUCGUGCUAUGGCUAUGCGUAGUUUACGACUCAACGUUGCACGCAAUAAACGUUGUUGAUAAUGAUGACUCAUUAUUAGACGAAUCAGUCGUUUCGUACAAGUAAUAGAAUAACUUUUCAUUGCUAUAACGACUUAUAUCCCUGCAAAAUAUUAUUUGUAAUACGAUUCGUAACAAUUCUUGGGAUGCACUCUUUAACUAUUUAUUAUGUAUUGCGCGAAAAAGAGAAUAUAUGAAGAAAUAUGCAAGAAUUUUAUUACUAUCUGAUUAUGUCUUGUUACCUCCCCGAGCUUUUAUCGAAAAGUAAAUUCGAUAAGUUUUAACGUUCAUUCAAUAUUUAUUCUUACUCUCUUAAUGUGUUUACAGAAAAUAAAAAAUGGAAUGUUACACACAUACGCAAUAUCACACGCAUUCAUACACAUAAUAUUAUACAUAAAUUAGAAUUACAAUAAUUCUCUUUUAGUUGCUAUCACAUAUAUAUAAUACGAUAUACACAUUGCAGCAAUUUCUUUUAUUAUCAUAUACAUGAAAUUAGAACAGAUACAAGAGAUAUUUCAAUGUGCCUUCCAUCUAUAUCACUUUGUAAUACGAUAUCUUAUAUUAUUAAUAUACGAUUAGAACUAUGAAUGUUAAGAUGUUAUACAGUGUUUCAAAAAAAGAUAUGACAGCAGCAAAAUCUUGUUCUUAAAAUUUAUAAUAUCUUUAAUACAUUUAUGAUAUCUUUGAUCAGAUCAUGAUUGCAGAAACAAAUGUAAAGCUAUGCACACAAAAAGAAUUUUUACAAUAAGGCGGAGUUUCUAUCAUAUUUCAAAACAUUGUUUCAUCAAAAUAAAAAAUAAUUCCGUGGAAAUAUCACUUAUAUGUAUAUAAAUGGCAAGUAUUAUUUGUAUUUAUGCAUUCAUGUUUGCUUUUGACAUUUCAUAAUUCCAGUUAUUUGUUAAAGCCGUUAUAAUGAUUAAAAAAUUUUUUUUCAAAUAAUACAACUCAUUUUAUUAAUUAUAAUGAAUGAUAAUCACAUCUUAAGCUAGUUACUUUUUUAAUUAAUAUCAACACGGUUGUCCCUCUUUCCUUGGUCAUUCUAUGUUAAAAAUAAUAUUUUUUACAUUCACAUACUCUACAUUUAUUUUCUAUUCAAUUCAUUUACUAUUCAAACAUUGUUUCUUAUGUAUAUAGUGUAGAAGUUCAUUUUUAAUGUUAAAUAUUAUAUAAUUUUUUUGAUUACUAUUAUUUUCAUAUAUUUUCAAAUAUUUUGCUGUCAUUCCAUACUUUUUUUGAAACAAUUCCAACAAGAAAAAUCCUUGUAGAGAAAAAAAAAAGUAAUAUAUAAUAAAAUUUCAUCUAAAACAUUCAUUCAACAAGUUUCACCCUAACAAUAUUGUUUAACAAGAUUAUUUUAUAUUUUACAUUAAAAUUUAGUUGGAUAAUGUAAACAACAUUGUACAAUUUAUGAUUUAAUUAACGAGUCAUAAACACAUACAGUAUAAUAGAUUCUAUUUCUUGUCAUGAGACAACUACUGUUGUUCAUUUAUAUUAUACAUAUAGGCAUGUGAAACAUUUCUAAUAACAAAUGCAUAAUCCCUACAUGUGAAUGCACAUGUAAAGUAAAUUGCGCUUGCGAUAUUUCUCAUUAUUUCUUUACAUUCAACCUAAAAAGAAGCAAAUAUUACUCAAACUCAUUUUUAUUUACAUUAUUUUAAAUAUAAA
This is a messenger RNA of Camponotus floridanus (Florida carpenter ant), 2898 nucleotides long. RefSeq lists its product as uncharacterized. Gene Ontology annotation, biological process: actin filament polymerization. Bases 100 to 1254 code for a protein of 384 amino acids. The transcript is spliced from 5 exons. Gene Ontology annotation, molecular function: protein binding. Gene Ontology annotation, cellular component: cytoplasm; actin cytoskeleton. Lineage: Eukaryota; Metazoa; Arthropoda; Insecta; Hymenoptera; Formicidae. The record is from RefSeq and is a predicted model, not a curated record.